UCUGCUGUUUCAUACAGAGGGAGAGAGAGAGGACUUCAACUUCAGGAACAGCAGACACACCAAAAAACUGAGCUGCAACUAUGUGAAUGAGGCAGAAAAAUUCUUUUUUCUUCUCCUACGCUUUUAGUCAGCUCCUAAAUGUCCUGGAUGACACAAACAGUGAUGCUUGGGGAAAAUCACAUGGCUGCAUUUUGUCUCAUUUAUACGGCUAUGUCAGACCUAACUUUGAAGUGAAGUUUAACACAUAGGUACAGCUGAAGUCUCCAUCAUCAGACUGAAUUGGAAAGAGCCCGUCAGUGUGAUGAACAGCAUGCUUCCUCAGAGGAGUGCUGUCACCACUCUGGGCUAUGGCUCAGACUGUGUGAAGAUUGAGCACAGCAGCAGUGGCUCAGUUGGUGGGACUUUGCUGAGGGGUUCCCGCUCGAAGGCAGAGCUACAAGAACUGAUGGAGACACUGCAGCGCAGGAAGAGUGCCCUGGAAGCUAGCUUGAGGGCAGCUGAAUGCAGCCGCAAGUACCUCAGUGUGCCUUCAUCUCCUGGAUCCCAGCCCACAAGGCCACUAUCAGUCCUCAGCAAUACCAACCCAUCAUCCUCCAGAACUUUCUCCUACAUGACAAGCAGCAGUGUGCCUCCAUCACCUCGCCAAGGUGAACGCCAGCUGAGCUCUAACGGCUUGCUGCGCCAUCCCCACUCUCGUCACCAAUCACAAGACAGUCUACUCCUCUCUAAUGCGGCGGAUGGAAGCUCUCUGCUCUCCUCCUAUGAGCAGCCCAUACCUCGUUCUCCCAGGGUCAAAAGUGGAGCAGCCAGUGUGCCAUCCAGCCCUCACAUGGGCCGCAGGCUUUACUCUCAGGGCAAAGCUGGAGGAGACUCCCGGCAGAGGAAAUACUCCACUGGCUCCCUCAAUAACCUGGGGAUGCACAGCCGGUCUCUGCCACGGCUUCACAACUCAGGAGAGCCCCCUGCUCUGUCGCUACCAUCACGCCACUCAGUGGGUUCCCACCGAGGAGUGGGCUCAGCAGGGCCACGACGCAGUCUCUCUUCCCUGGAGCAGCCACCAGAUGUGACUGUACCAGCCAGCAUGCCCAGCACUCCAAGGAGGGCCAGUCUAGCCUCUCUGAGCUCUUUGGGUGUAGACAUUGAUGCAACAGGUUUAGAUCUGGGUUUUGGAGAGAGGAGGUUAUCAUUUGGGAAGGGUGGGCUGGGUCCGGGACAGAGGGUGGGCAGCAUUAGCUCUUUGAAUGGCAAAGAGGAGCUGAGAGACUAUCACCAGCACCAGAGAGAUGAACGACUCAGGGAGCAGAAAGUGCAGAGAUUGGAGUGCCAGCGUCUAGAGACCAUCUUGAACCUGUGCACGGAGUUGGGCCAUGUGGAGCGAGAGCCAGCUGGCUCAGCUGUUUCUGACCUGCAAAAGAUCAAUAAGGAGUUGGAGAAGCUGCAGGUGUCAGACGAUGAGUCGGUGUUUUCUGACUCCCCCAGCAGCACCGCUCCAGAGAGCUGCUUUGGGGUCAAAGCCAGAGACUUCCAACUGUCUGAGGAGCAGCAGGUCAGCCAGCGUCAACAGAGCAGCUACAGAGAGGCCAGGUCCCAUUCACCUGCUAUCAGCCUCAACAGCAGUGCCCCUUCGCCCUCGACGCACCACAGGGUCAAAGCUUUGGAAAGCAUGCAGCUGAAAAAGGAAGUUACCCAUAUCGAGGAAGAGAGGAUUCAAGUACUGAACAACAUAGAAGAGCUGGAGCAGAAGAUCAAAGACCUGGACAACCAGAUGGAGGAGUCUGUCCGAGAGAUGGAGGUGGAGUGUGCUUUGCUGGAUGGGGAGCAGGAGUCAGAGAUGGCCCAGCUGCAGAGGGAAAAGGAGCUUCUGGACCAACUUAAGGAGAAGAUUCAUAGUAGUGAGAAGAGGAGCCACACUGAGAAGUCACAGGAGGCUGAGGACCAGACAAAAAGUCUGGUGGAUUCGGAGUUUCAGAAGUUGGAGAAAGAAAGUAAUCAGGGCGAGGAAAAACAGAAUCAGAGCCAAGAGCUGCUGCGAGAGAUCGCAGAGUAUCAGCGUCUUGCUGUCACGCGCAAGGUUGUGCAUGAAAAUAAAGCAGAAAGCAUGAACUUAUUACAAGAUACAACAGUACCAACAAUGGAAAGACUCAUGACACUGAAGAAACAGUCUUCACAGAUUACUUUACAGGCACAGCAAGAAAGAGAGAAUUUCCAGAGAGAGAAAAACAAUUUACUCGUCAUGCUUCAGAAGGAAAGAGAGAAACUGGUGUCUUUGGAAGGAAAAUAUGCAGAGUUGUCUGAGGGGCAGACCUUCACUAACAACCCUGUUGCCAUCACAGAGCACUUACACUCUCUGAAGGAAAGGAGAAGAAGCAGCAAAGAAGACAGUCUACCUCAUAAGAGGAGCCAACAGCUCCUUGCCUCUUAUGGCAGAUCCCUGGGACGCACGCUUCCUCCCAAGGCCCAUCUGCCUCUGUCCCAAAGUUCCAGUUGUGGCAGUGUCAUCCCACAAGGCUUCAGCUUCUCCCCUCGGGACCUGAACAUUCGACGCAUGCCCAAGACCAGCAACAGCCAUGCGCAUAUGAAUGAAGACAGACAGAGAAGAAGUGAUUUUUGCAGCAGGAUGGUCCCUGAGCCCAGCAUGUUCUUGGACUCCUCCUAUCCGGACAACAGCCAGGCCUCAGAUACUGUCAGUGUGGACAGCUCUGACAGCCUGGAGACCAGCUUCUCCGCCUGCUCCCCAGACAACAUGUCUAGUGCCAGUAUGUCCAAUAUGGCAAAGAUCGAGGAGAUGGAACGUUUACUCAAAGAGGCCCGAGUUGAAAAGCAGAGGCUCCUCGAGCAUCGGGAGCAUGAGCUGGAGAUGCGCAGGCAGGCUCUUGAAGAGGAGCGAAGAAGAAGGGAGGAACUGGAGAAACGACUGCAGGAGGAGACAAAUAGGAGACAGAGACUUGUAGAGAGAGAGGUGAAGCUCAGGGAGAAACAAAGAUCACAGUCCCGGCUGUUGACCCGUUACCUCCCCAUAAGGAAAGAUGACUUUGAUCUUCACGGCCAUAUUGAGGCAGCUGGACACAACCCAGAUGCGUGCUUCCAUCUGGCCAUCACUGAUAAAACUUGCCGAGGCUUUCUGGUCAAAAUGGGCGGCAAGAUCAAGACGUGGAAGAAACGCUGGUUCGUCUUUGACCAGAAUCGCAGGACACUCACCUACUAUGCUGAUAAACACGAGACCAAGAUGAAAGGAGUCAUUUACUUCCAAGCCAUAGAGGAGGUGUACUACGACCAUUUAAAGAAUGCUCACAAAAGCCCCAACCCCUCACUGACCUUCAGUGUGAAGACCCACGACCGGGUGUACUACAUGGUGGCUCCGUCGCCCGAGGCUAUGCGUAUCUGGAUGGAUGUUAUGGUUACAGGUGCCGAAGGACACAUGCAUUUCAUGGUGUAACUGAUUCCAACGCUAGAUUUCAUUGGUAAACACUCACAGGUGUAGGUUUAUUGAGGUCUGCGUGCGGCAAUGUAAGAAACACGUUGUGUGGAGCUGAGAUGGAUGGAUCAGGUCACCAAAAAUGGACUUCUGUUUACAUUAGUGGUAUUUGUAGCCUAUGACUCAUGCUCAAAAGCAUACUUUAUAUUCUAACCAUGUAUAAGAGUUUAAAAAAAUGAUAUAUAAGUUCCAUAAUUAAGCUAUUUACUUAUUUUUUUUAUUUCUUAUAUGUACCGUGAGUGGCUGAAGUAUGACUAAAUCUUUAAGCUGUUACAUUUACGAGACUCUGCUUGUCUCACACUCUCCAUGCUAUGUCUGACAGUUAAAACUUCAGGGAUCAGGGGAAGCUUCUACUGAUCAGAAACCCAACAUUUGCUACACUUCUACACUAUGUCACACACUAUGCUGCUUCUCUGUAAUAUAUCUGUCUAACAGCUCUCUAUAAACUGUAGCCUCCUGUAAUGUACGCACAUAUUCAAACUGGAGUUGAAGUCAUAGGUCCAUCUCUGUUUCUUUUUCCUCUCUACUUCUGGUUGGACUCCACCUUUUCACUGUCUCUAUAUCUUAGUCAGCUGUAUCAGUUGGUCAGCAGCUCUUUGUGAUCUCUCCCCCUCCCCACUCUAUCUGUGGUUACAAUAGUACACAUCAUUUUUAUUUCUAUAUUAUUGCUAAUAUCCAAAAAGACUGGUAUGUGUGUGUGUGUGUGUGUGUGUGUCUUAUUUUGCAUUUUUUAGCUCAGGCAUUUUGAUUACUGCUGCCAGAUUACCAGCAUAAGCUGGUCUUGUCUGCUUAUUUAAAGCAGGGCUGAAUGUCCGUCAUCAGUAUUCCUUCAAACCUCUCUGUUUGCAUCACUUUUAUUCCGAUGAGUCUUUAUUUGGACUUUUCUUGGCAUAUGCAAAAGAGAUGAUUAUAGGCACUUUUUUACAUUUUAUUGUAAUUAUUUUUUUUUUGUAAUUUCUGGUCAUUGUCUACUCAUGACAGUAGAGAAUUUGCCCACAUCACAAUGGUACUGUAUUUUGUGCCUACCGCUGUGCAGCAAGCUCCCUCUUUCUGUAUAACAGGUAUGAUGAGGCCAUGUUGUGCAGUGGUGCUACAUGUUCUCAUGUGUCACCCACACAGUCCUUAGGAUUUCGUUAUGUCUUUUCACCAGCAGAGGUCCGCAGUGCUCAGUUAUUGCACUGAAAUGAUGUAAUGCCCCAGCUGGUCAGCCCAUACUCAAAUUAAUGUGCGUGUGUGUAAUGCUUAUACAUCAAGCAUGUGCAUAUAUAAGCACGUUUAUAGCUUCAGCUUAAGUAAAACAUAAAUUAUUAUGAACACAAAAUCAUUUGUUUAAUUUUAUUUGUCGUGUGUUAUAAAAAUCCAUAUAUUUCAUCUGUAUAUUCUUUGACUAAUCGCAUCAGUCUGACUGUAUUUGAUAAUGAAAGAUGACUGUAACAUAAAGGGACCAGCUGUUUGUUUACAGACUACAGAUCAGUAUUGCAGAUUACUUUUCAAAUGGCUACAUUUAUAUACAUUUUUAA
Larimichthys crocea (large yellow croaker) is the source of this 4995-nucleotide messenger RNA. It is a transcript of the gene phldb2a, whose product is annotated as pleckstrin homology-like domain, family B, member 2a. Gene Ontology annotation, cellular component: basal cortex. The record is from RefSeq and is a predicted model, not a curated record. Gene Ontology annotation, biological process: regulation of microtubule cytoskeleton organization. NCBI's taxonomy places the organism in Eukaryota, Metazoa, Chordata, Actinopteri, Sciaenidae. The coding region runs from base 302 to 3436 and encodes 1044 amino acids. The transcript has 18 exons.